CGCAUCCGAAGUUUUUCUUACACAAAUAAUUAAUACAUAAUGCUUUCUCGUUCCUUCAGAGUUGCUAGACAACAAACCAGAUUAUUGUCCUCCUCCAGAUUAUUAGCUUCCAAGGCUCCAGCCCCAACUGAGCAAGCUCAAGUCACCGACAAGAAGACUGCCUACAGUUUAUCUGAAGUUACUGGUUCCGAUUCCUUAUUCGGUCAUGGUGCCAAGCCAGGAACUAUCCCAACUGAUUUAGAUCAAUCUACCGGUAUACAAAGAUUUGAAUUAUUAGGUAAGAGAGAAGGUGUUGAUGUUUUCGAUAUGGAAAACCCAAUCUACGAAGGUAAGGGUACUUUUGAAGAACCAUUCUUGGUCCCAACCUACUUCGGAUACAGAUAUGUUGGAUGUAAAGGUACUCACCAACACGACCACAAACCAUACUGGAUGAAGGUUGAAGAUGGUAAGAAGAGUAGAUGUUGGCAAUGUGGUACUGUCUUGACCGCCAAAUACUUGGGUGAACCAGCCAUGGCCCACCACUAAACAAGACAGCCACUAUUCCCUCUCUUCAUCAAUUUAUGCCCUUCAUGAAGGUUAUAAUUAGUUACAUUUUUUACAUUUUGAUAGUGUAUUUUAUAUAUACUCCAUCCCGAUAAAUAUUCAUAUUAUGAUUCAUUGAGUUAGUUUUAUUUCUGCUUGAUAUUUUGUACAUUCAUUUUUUUUUAUAUAUAUAAACAAAAUAAAACAGUGAAAAUAAGAAAAAAGUUUAAGCUGAAGAUAACAAAGAACAAUACACGGUUAGAUUGAAGAUAACAACGCGUUAGACUGAACGGUGUUAAGAAUAUACCCCUAUACCUCUUGGUCUAUGAUGUCAUUGAUUAGUAAAACGUAGAAACGAAAACGUGUAAACUCCGCACCUUAUCUACAAAAUGCAAGUUUCAGACGAGAUAAAUAUAGCCACAACAGGCAUGUGUGGAUCCUCUAAAUGUCUUGCACAAUAGCCCCCUAUUAGUAAUAUGCGGGUACGGCAAUCCUUAAUCCAUUGACUGAUUUCAAGGGGUGUGGUGAGACUC
Spathaspora passalidarum NRRL Y-27907 is the source of this 1055-nucleotide messenger RNA. It is a transcript of the gene COX4, whose product is annotated as cytochrome c oxidase subunit IV. The record is from RefSeq and is a predicted model, not a curated record. Gene Ontology annotation, cellular component: mitochondrial envelope. The transcript is spliced from 2 exons. Gene Ontology annotation, biological process: mitochondrial electron transport, cytochrome c to oxygen. The coding region runs from base 40 to 525 and encodes 161 amino acids. Lineage: Eukaryota; Fungi; Ascomycota; Pichiomycetes; Serinales; Debaryomycetaceae.